Molecule: messenger RNA, 1141 nt
Organism: Ipomoea triloba (trilobed morning glory)
Lineage: Eukaryota; Viridiplantae; Streptophyta; Magnoliopsida; Solanales; Convolvulaceae
Exons: 1
Coding region: 81-1034 (317 amino acids)
Cellular component (GO): Golgi membrane
Molecular function (GO): hexosyltransferase activity
Source: RefSeq, a predicted model, not a curated record
CACGAUCUACUCUUUGUAUAUUCAAUUCAAAUGCCCUCUACGUUAAUCUCUACACGACUACACUAUUCGAGACAUUAACAAUGAAGCCAAAUACAUCGUCAGGCGCUCGAUAUUUCAUCGUUUUCUGCUUCGCCGUAAUCCUUUCCCUCUGCGUUCUCGCCACAAUCAACCAAGCAGAAUUCCACACCCUAAAGAAGUUGGGAAAAUGCGCAUUUUCAAACCCCCCGCCGUCCCCCAAUUCUUCCCCGGCGGCGAACGCCACAUCCGCCGCCGCCGCCGGCGACGACGAGAUCCGAAUCCUCAUCGGAAUCCUGACCCGCCCGGACAGCUACGACAAGCGCCACUUUCUCCGCCUAAUCUACGGCACGCAAUCUCCGCCGCCGCGCGCGAGAAUCGACGUCAAAUUCGUGUUCUGCAACCUCACGAAAGCCGACCAGAGAAUCCUCGUAGCCCUCGAAAUUAUCCGCUACAACGACAUCAUCGUACUCGACUGCAAAGAAAACAUGGACAACGGCAAAACCCACGCCUAUUUCUCCACCUUGCCGGAGAUUUUCUCCGGCGCCUCCCCGCCGUACCAUUACGCGAUGAAGGCCGACGACGACACCUAUCUCCGCCUCGAAAACUUGGUGGAAUCUUUGCGGCCAUUGCCGAGACAAGAUUUGUACUUCGGCUACGUUAUCCCGUGCCCGAGCAUGGACCCUUUCGUGCACUACAUGUCCGGGAUGGGGUACUUAAUUUCUUGGGAUUUAGCAGAGUGGAUCAGAGAUUCUGAAAUCCCCAAGAAAAAUAUGGUCGGCCCUGAGGAUAAAAUCUUAGGGGAGUGGCUCCGUGACGGCCGGAGAGCCAAGAAUCGGUACAACGCCAAGUGGUCAAUGUACAACUUUCCGGAGCCGCCGACGGGGUGCACCCACGAGCUUUGGCCGGAGACCAUUGCGGUUCAUUUGCUUAAGACCCAGGAGAAGUGGAUUAAGACUUUGAAGUAUUUUAAUGUCACUAUGAAUUUAAAGCCCUCUAAAUUAUACCAUAUACCAUAGCAAUUAUGAAUUAAUCACUUAAUUGUCAAUUUUUUUUGGACGAAAUUGUAUUUUAUUGUAUUACUCCAAGUUCACAAUGAUAGUUAUUAGAAAAUAUUUCAUUUCAA